AUGGUUUCCACUAGCAAUACCUAUGUCGAGGGUAUCUUUAGUCUUAUGCUUCGGGCGAAAGCAUCAGACAGCGUCGAAAGCUUGAGUGGUCCAGAUGAGGGCAACGAACGUCGACGGAAGGCCAUUGAAAGCAUACUGUUCUCGCGCAGAUUCAUCAUCACCUACAGCAUUGUACUUGCAGGGAUCCUAGCAGCCUAUACGUUGUGGUUUUGGGCCCACAGAAUCGGCGGACAUCGACGUCGACGCGUCCAAUCCUGUUCGCCACCCGGACAACCGUCCAUCGGCUCACCUAAGAUUCACAAACAGAACAAUGAAGAAGAAAGAGCGCCACUUCUUCACCAGGAUAAACAAGAUAUCCGCACGUCCAAGAAGAUCUCUUUGGCCGCUUACGUCCGAUCGUUCUUGAUCUAUCAGCCUGCAAACGUGCCAUAUAUCAACAAGAUCCUUCCAUCUAACGCCACCACGAUUGGGAUUCUGUUAUUGCUCGGCCUUAAUUUAUUCUUCCUGCUUUACAGAGCCGAGAUUUCUGUUGCCACUGCGUUCGUCUUCGCCGACCGAGCUGGCUUGCUAUUUGUGGCCAAUCUGCCAUUACUAUAUAUAUUCGCAGCGAAGAAUCAGCCACUCAAGCUAUUAACAGGUGCCUCCUAUGAAGGACUAAACAUCAUUCACCGCCGUUUAGGGGAAUGGAUGUGCUUGCUUGCCCUGUCGCAUGCUAGUAGCAUGGUCUUGGUGUGGUACAUUACACUUUCCGCUCGUCUUAGCUUUACAAGAUUUCUGGGAUUGCCCAUCAUCUGGCUUGGAAUCUUCGCCUUCGUCUCCUAUGAAACAUUGUAUCUUACAUCUCUGGGUUCCUUCAGGAAGUUGUGGUACGAACUGUUCCUCGGGCUCCACGUCGUUUUGCAGGCUGCUGCGCUGGCUUUCCUAUGGUUCCAUCACCACAACAGUCAGCCUUACGUCCUGGCUGCACUCUGCAUAUUUGCAAUUGACCGUCUGGCGUUCAGAUUGAUCCUGAAAGCUAGGACAAUGAGAGCCGAUCUGUCUAUACUAGAGGAUGGCGAAACUGUGAUGUUGAGCUCGAAUUGGCAGCUGACGGAUGUUCCCUGGUGGAGGCUUUCAAGAUUCGACAUCAAGAACGGUUGGAAACCUGCUGAACACGUCUUCCUCACUAUACCAGCUUUGUCGCACAAGCACCUGAUACAGGCCCAUCCUUUCACCAUCGCUUCCGCUGCUCCCAGUCCACCUGACUCUCAUGCCUGGCUCAGUUUCUUGAUACGAGCUCAGGACGGCUUUUCACGAGAUCUUUUACGAUAUGCUCAGUACCACAGCACUGUCAAUGUUCGGAUCGAUGGACCCUAUGGGUCAUCUCACGCCCUGAAUAUGCUUCAUGAAAAUGAUGUUGCUGUCAUUCUGGCCGGCGGUUCAGGUAUUGCCGUAGCCUUUCCUUUGGUCUGGAGCUUGCUCGCUACAUCGCGAGAUACGGAGCCUGAGAGUAACACGCAGCUCAAGCCUCGGGUCUGCUUGAUUUGGGUGGUCCGUGACAAAGAGCAUGUUGAAUGGCUACCCCAAGACAGACUUGAUGAGCUACGUGAUCUUGGUUGUCAAGUCAUGAUACCAGCUCCAACAGGGAAAGCAGGAAGGCCGGAUCUUCCUCAUCUGCUCGACGGUGCUGCGCAUGCAUGGGACGACGAGCUGGAAGAUCCAACUAUUGGCGUUGUGGUUGCAGGGCCUGACAGUAUGAACAGAACCUGCAGGAACGCAUGUGCAAAUCUCGUGAGACAGGGUGCACGACUAGAGGUCUCUGUGGAGAAGUUUGGCUGGUAG
Aureobasidium subglaciale EXF-2481 is the source of this 1821-nucleotide messenger RNA. RefSeq lists its product as uncharacterized. Gene Ontology annotation, biological process: intracellular iron ion homeostasis; copper ion import; iron ion transport. Gene Ontology annotation, molecular function: ferric-chelate reductase activity. The record is from RefSeq and is a predicted model, not a curated record. Bases 1 to 1821 code for a protein of 606 amino acids. The transcript has a single exon. Lineage: Eukaryota; Fungi; Ascomycota; Dothideomycetes; Dothideales; Saccotheciaceae. Gene Ontology annotation, cellular component: plasma membrane.